Huiozyma naganishii CBS 8797 is the source of this 1407-nucleotide messenger RNA. RefSeq names its product allantoinase (gene DAL1). Gene Ontology annotation, cellular component: cytoplasm. Gene Ontology annotation, molecular function: cobalt ion binding; allantoinase activity; zinc ion binding. Gene Ontology annotation, biological process: purine nucleobase catabolic process; allantoin catabolic process. The record is from RefSeq and is a predicted model, not a curated record. Bases 1 to 1407 code for a protein of 468 amino acids. The transcript has a single exon. NCBI's taxonomy places the organism in Eukaryota, Fungi, Ascomycota, Saccharomycetes, Saccharomycetales, Saccharomycetaceae.
AUGCCAUGCAAAGCAAUCGCGUCAAACAAUGUUGUAAUUGAAAGGCAACUUGAAUCAGCCACGAUCAUAUUUUCCACAGAAUCGAGCAAAAUCGUUGAAAUUAUAAGGGGCCAUGUUGUCGGAGAUAUCAACGAUCCAGUUUUAGCUCAAUUUGAUGUGAUCGAUUACGAGAUUGUAUCGCCGAAGACAAUCUUACCAGGAUUGGUAGAUUCACAUGUACAUCUGAAUGAACCAGGAAGAACGGAAUGGGAAGGGUUUGCAACAGGUACCCAAGCUGCAAUUUGUGGUGGUGUCACAACGGUUGUAGACAUGCCGCUAAAUGCGAUACCCCCAACCACAACUGUGCACAACUUUAUGCUGAAACUGAGAGCAGCGAGGGACCAAUUAUGGUGCGAUGUUGCGUUUUGGGGAGGGUUGGUACCGAGCAACCUAAAUGAUUUAAUACCCUUGGUUAAGUGUGGUGUGCGAGGGUUUAAAGGGUUUCUAGCACCUUCUGGUGUGGAAGAAUUCCCAAUGAUUGAGGAAAAUUAUAUUUCUAAAGCGAUGAAAAUACUAAGAGAUGAAAAUACGAUGAUGUUGUUUCACGCUGAGCUCGAUGACGGAAAGAAGCGCACGAAACACUCUGAUCAUUGUGAUUACGACACUUUCCUCAAAUCUCGGCCCGAUAGCUUUGAGACAAAUGCCAUUGCCCUUGUGGUAAAAUGUGUAGAGGAAAACAUUACCAGCAAGCAAUCGCCGUUGAAAACCCAUAUUGUCCAUCUGGCUACCAAAGACGCACUACCUAUAAUAAAAUGUGCUCAGUCGAAAGGUUUAUCCUUGACAGCAGAAACCUGCUUUCAUUACUUAACCCUUUCUGCUGAACAGAUUCCGCGGAAGGGGACUCAGUUCAAAUGUUGCCCCCCAAUCAGAUCUGAUUCCAACAGGAUGGCUCUCAUAGAAGCUCUUAAAGACGGCAUAAUUUCUUCGGUAGUAAGUGAUCACUCUCCAUGUACACCCAAUUUGAAAAACAUGGAACGGGGUGACUUUUUAAGCGCAUGGGGUGGGAUCGCCUCGGUCGGAUUCAAUCUUCCAAUAAUGUUUACCCUUGGCUUGGAUCAAGGAAUUACUUUGCCAGAGAUUGUAAAGUGGUGUUGCGAGAAUACAGCGAGACAAGUUGGACUGCAUGAUCGGAAGGGGUUUAUCAGAGUAGGGUAUGAUGCGGACUUCGCUAUCUUUGAUCAAGAGGCAGAACAAGAAGUGAAGAAUGAUAAAUUGAGGUUCAAAAAUAAAAUAACACCUUAUAGUGGAUCAAAACUAAAAGGUGUGGUGACAAAAGUUAUACUCCGUGGCAGUACUGUUUUUACCCUUACUUCUGGGUAUUCCAAAAUCCCAACGGGGAGGACUCUUCUAGAACGUAGAUGUGUGUAA